AUGUCAGGACAAAACAACUGGGCGGACGAGACGAUGCGGCGCCUGCGCCAGUUGCAGUCGCAGACACAAAGCGGCUAUGGCAGAGGACGAGGUGGCGGCCCCAGGAUGCCAAAGGGAAGCGGCGGCAUCGUCUUGGGCGGUAUGCUACUUGCUGGUGGCGCCAUGGUCGUGUCAAACUCUCUCUUCAAUGUCGACGGUGGUCAACGGGCGAUCAAGUACAAGAGGAUGGGUGGCGUGAGCAAGGAGAUUUACAACGAAGGAACUCACAUCAAUAUCCCCUGGUUCGAGACGCCGAUCGUUUACGACGUGCGGGCCAAGCCGCGCAAUGUAGCGUCCUUGACGGGCACCAAGGACCUGCAGAUGGUCAACAUCACUUGCCGUGUGCUAUCCCGACCGCAGAUCGAGGCCCUGCCGCAGAUCUACCGCACCCUCGGGGCCGACUAUGAUGAGCGAGUGCUGCCAUCCAUUGUCAACGAAGUGUUGAAGAGCGUCGUCGCCCAGUUCAAUGCCAGCCAACUCAUCACGCAGCGUGAGAUGGUGGCCAAGCUCGUGCGCGAGAAUCUGUCACGCCGUGCCGCGCGGUUCAACAUUCUCCUCGACGAUGUCUCCCUUACACACCUCGCCUUCUCACCCGAGUUCACCGCCGCCGUCGAGGCCAAGCAGGUUGCCCAGCAGGAAGCACAGCGGGCCGCCUUCAUCGUCGACAAGGCACGGCAGGAGAAGCAGGCCAUGGUGGUCAAGGCGCAAGGUGAAGCCCGGUCGGCGCAGCUGAUUGGCGAUGCCAUCAAGAAGAACAAGGCCUACGUGGAGCUCAAGAAGAUUGAGAACGCGCGACUGAUUGCGCAGCAGAUGCAGGAGUCGGGGGCCAAGAACCGGCUGAUGCUGGAUGCCGAGGGUCUGGGACUCAAUGUCUUUGAAGGCCCGGAGCUGAAAUAG
Hirsutella rhossiliensis is the source of this 936-nucleotide messenger RNA. RefSeq names its product SPFH domain/band 7 family protein. Gene Ontology annotation, cellular component: membrane; mitochondrion. The transcript is spliced from 3 exons. The record is from RefSeq and is a predicted model, not a curated record. Gene Ontology annotation, biological process: mitochondrion organization. Lineage: Eukaryota; Fungi; Ascomycota; Sordariomycetes; Hypocreales; Ophiocordycipitaceae. Bases 1 to 936 code for a protein of 311 amino acids.